CCCUACAGACCGAACUGACGUCUGUUCUGGAUGAGUCUGCAGAUUCAGACCUGCCUUACCCUCCACCUCAGAGGGAGCCCAACAUCUAUAUGGUCCCUCAAGGAAUUAAGCCAGUUCUCCAGCGUACGGCCAUCGAGAUAUUGGCCUGGGGUCUUCGAAACCUGAAGAGUUACCAGUUGGCCAGUGUGACUUCUCCCAGUCUUCUGGUGGAGUGUGGUGGGCAGAUGGUCCAGUCAACUGUGAUCAAGAACCUGAAGAAGAACCCCAACUUUGACAUCUCCGUCCUCUUCAUGGAAGUGCGCCUGCCAAGGGAAGACCUCUACUGUCCUCCCAUCGUCAUCAAAGUCAUCGACAACAGACCCUUUGGCCGCAAACCUGUGGUGGGCCAGUGCACCAUCCGAUCCCUGGAAGCAUUCCUCUGUGACCCCUACAAAGAAGACGCGGUAUUUCCUGAAACCCACCCAGAUGACAUGAGCCUCACCCCAAAAGAUGAUGUUCUGAUUGACAUUGAUGACAAAGAACCUCUCAUCUCAGUCCAGCUUGCGGAUGGCAUGACCAGCCCGGCUUUAAUUAACACGCAAACCGCUCGACCCCAUCUCCAU
Messenger RNA from Pseudonaja textilis, 602 nucleotides. The record is from RefSeq and is a predicted model, not a curated record. Lineage: Eukaryota; Metazoa; Chordata; Lepidosauria; Squamata; Elapidae.